Cladocopium goreaui is the source of this 1168-nucleotide messenger RNA. The record is from the annotation of a GenBank genome assembly. Lineage: Eukaryota; Dinophyceae; Suessiales; Symbiodiniaceae.
UGCUAUCCGUCUAAAAGGACGUUGCAUGAAAGCGGUGCAUUCAGGCCCCCAUGCUCGCGACAGAUCCGCUGGUCAACGAGUAUUUUCCGCACUACUUACCCUCUGAGGAGGAGCUGUCAGUUACAGAGAAGUUGGUUGCUGGAAAACCUCAGCUUCAGGAGCAAUUGCAGGAGUUCGUUGCAAUAAAUGCAGAUGUCAAAGCAACUCUGCGGCGCUUCUGUUGGCAAGCAAAGCAAGAUGGUCUCCAAGGGGCUGCCUGUGCAGAGGAGGCUGUGAAACUUUUGGAAAUGUGCUGGGAAAAGCGCGUGAUGUUGGGGCUUAAUUCCAUAUUGGAGUCUCCAAGCUUUUCGGAGGAGUACUGGGCAUCCUUCAUGGACAUUGUCCCUCAGACGUACCAUGGCUUGGGUCGGAGAGGACAGCCCAUCAUGCUGAUCCGAAGUGGUGUUGAUGCUGCUUCCUUCAACAAACUCUUGUCAACCGGGUGGGAACAUGCAGUUGAAGGAGUCAAUGCUGCUGUGUUGUGUUUCCUCCGGUGCGAGGAGUGCCUUUUUCGGAGAACAGUUCCACGCGAGAGCAAGCAAAUUGGCCAUUUAACGGAUCGAGUUACUUUGAUCAUCGAUCUAUGGGGCGUGGGCUUGGGACACAUUGGUUUUGCUAAAGAUUUCUUGGCAGUGGCGGUGAAGCAGACUGUGGUGCUUUACCCGGAGACGCUUGACAGAGUGCUUGUGGUGAAUGCAGCUUGGGCCUUUGCGAGGCUGUUGUGGCCAAUCUUGAAGCAGCUGCUGCACCUGGUGACUCAGCGCAAGGUGGAAAUCGUAGACGCCAGCGAGACCGGUGCUCCGGCUGCAAAUCAAGGGCCAGAGUUGGCCAGAGACUUCGUCCAGCUUUUUCUAGGGCAGGGGCAAGCGACGACAUGAAAUGGUUUGCAAGUUUCGCAAGCACGACAGCAAGGCAUACUAUUUGGAUCUAUUUGGUUCUUUCGAACACCAUGAAUGGGAUGGCAUUUUUCUCCAGAAGAUAAGAAGUUAGCGCCUGGCUUGGCGCACAAGGAUUUUCCAGGGCUGAUGCCUUUGCUGUUUGGGGCUUACUCUGGCGUGCUGGGCCAUGUUUGAACAUCUGUCGUAUUCUCUGUUCAUUCACUGACGCAAAUCUGUCGCUCCAAUUCCAC